UUCUGGUACCUUUUAUGCUUUUACUCAUUGACGUUUCUAUUUGACACUUGUUGAUAGCUGUACUUGACAGUUAUAAAUUAGUAAAAUCUGAAACUUGUUUUAAAGGAAACUACUUCUUAAUUAUGGCUCACCAUUUCAAAGAGGAGGAUAUCGAUGAGUUUCGUGAAUGCUUCUUUCUAUUCGCCAGAAGCGGGCACAUCAGGACGUUGGACGAGCUCACGGUUAUUAUGCGUUCUUUAGGAAUGAGUCCUACAAUCGCUGAAUUGAAGGGGUACCUCAAGGAAAAGGGAGGAAGAAUGUCUUUUCCUGACUUUUUAAAAGUAAUGCAUGCUCACAGCAGAGUGGAAAAUCUACCAAAAGAAGUAGUCAACGCUUUCAAGGCAGGCGAUCCCGCUAAAAAAGGGACCAUCCCAGCUGCUCAUCUGCGACAUAUGCUUCUCCACUGGGGCGAACAGCUUAGCGGUAAAGAAGUUGAACAGAUAUUUCGGGAAGCCAAUGUUUUACCCAAUUCAAUGGUCAAAUAUGAAGAUUUUGUUAAAAUAGCAUGCGCCCCAGUGCCUGACUAUUACUGAAUUUAUGUAUUUGUAUUUGAAUUAAAUGCACUCAAUGAAUUUUAUAGCACGUACUUAAUUUAUGAAAUAUGUUUAACUUUAAUGUUAACAAAUGCAGUAUUUUUAUGAUAUAUUAUUUAAUUUUUAUCAAAUAAACAAUAUAUUUGUUACGGU
Molecule: messenger RNA, 725 nt
Organism: Cimex lectularius (bed bug)
Lineage: Eukaryota; Metazoa; Arthropoda; Insecta; Hemiptera; Cimicidae
Product: calmodulin-like protein 4
Exons: 5
Coding region: 123-572 (149 amino acids)
Cellular component (GO): myosin II complex
Source: RefSeq, a predicted model, not a curated record